Molecule: messenger RNA, 2604 nt
Organism: Tripterygium wilfordii
Lineage: Eukaryota; Viridiplantae; Streptophyta; Magnoliopsida; Celastrales; Celastraceae
Product: WPP domain-interacting tail-anchored protein 1-like
Exons: 4
Coding region: 171-1895 (574 amino acids)
Source: RefSeq, a predicted model, not a curated record
CUUUUACAUAUGAGAUUUAGUUAAUUAACAGCUAAUCUUCAUGUGAACCUCAUUUGGGAGAGAUGGAUUUAAUGCACAACGACAAACAAAAAACUCUUGGUUUUCGAUUCUCUACCCUUUCGCGCUUUGUCAAAAGUUGAUCUGGAACCAGCAAAAACUGGAGUACUAGAAUGGAAAUGAACGGCAUGUGCGGAGCAAGUGUUUCUGAUGAUGAUUCAGAGGCAAAGUCAAAAUUACUUGUUGAAGUCUCAUCUAAUGGAGUACUAGGAACAGCAAGUGAAAUUUUAAUGAGAACGGAAUUGGAUUUGGCUUGUUCUUCUGAGAAGCUAGUUAACUUAAAUGUGCUUAUGAUGCAUGUGGCAACUAGAGAAACUGAUUUUGAAGCAUUUGCAUCAGAUAAACAAUACACAUUAGAUGACUCUCCUCAUAAGGCUGCCCUGGAAUUUGAUCUCCUAUCAGGAAUUUUGGAUUCAGAGGUGGAAGAGCUGGAUAGAUCCAUGGAUAUGCUGCAAAGAGAAGUUGCCAAUGUACGUGAAAUGAUUUCUUCCUGCAAACACUCUGGAGAUACUUUCCUGGAGGCGGAAGAAAAGUUACGUGAUUCUGAAGAAACAUUGAAGCAGUCACAGUAUCAAAUAUCAGACAUCAGGAUGCAAUCUUCCAAGUUCCACAGGAUAUUGUCAUGUCAGGAUGGAUCAGAAGAAGGUCGGUUUUUUAACAUGAACAAAAACCUAAAUACUGCUGAACAACAAAGACAUAUUCUGAGGAUGCUUGAGAAAUCUUUGGUACGAGAAAUUGAUCUUGAGCAAAAGUUGACUGAAUCGAAACAAAUUGAAGAAGAGUUUAAAGUAAGACUACCCUCUUCAGAACAAGAAGCAUUCUUUAUGCAGGAAGAAGCGACAGAUGUUUGUGAGAGAUGGUUUGAGGCAGAGAAUACCAGAGAGGUUAUGAGGGGAAUUUCAAAAGAUUUGUUUGGUCAACUCCAGAUUGCUCAGUUUAAUUUAAAUGGCUCAGCUCAUCGAGAAUCUCAGUUAAUCUCGAAGCUUGAGGAUUCAAAACAAGAAUUUUAUGAAGCCGAAAGAAGGGUAAAAACUGCAGAAGCCAAAUGUAAAUCAUUAGGGGAGACUUGCAAGGAACUAAAUGAAGAGCUUAAAGUCACCCGUGAUGCCUCUGAAAAGGUUAAUUCACUUGAGAGGCAGAUGAGGGAAUCUGAUAUCCGGCUACAACAUGCAGUGGCAUCCGCUGAGGCUAGUCAAGAGAAGCAAAACAUGCUGCACUCUUCAAUCCAAGAUAUGGAAAAUCUAAUUGAGGAUCUGAAGUUGAAAUUUUCAAGGGAGGAAAGCCGGGCUGACAGUGCGGAGGAUAAGUGUAUCGUAUUAUCCGAGACUUAUGCAGAUCUUAAUAAGGAACUGAGCUUUUGGAGGAGUAGAUUGGAAUGCUUGGAGGCAUCUUUGGAUCAUGCUGAGGAAACAAGAAUGGCAACUGCAAAGGAUAUUGGUCUUCAGACAAAAGUGAUAACUAAUUUGUUGAUGCAAUUAGCCAUUGAGAGAGAGCGACUUCAUAAGCAGAUAUCUUCAUUGGUAAUGGAGAACAAGAUUUUGGUAUUGAAGGUGCAGCAAACAAAAAAGACUUCCUUUGUUGUUAGUAGCCAUGAUGAUGGAAGCGAUAGUAAAGAAUCCCAUUUCGCCAAACACAAUGUGACUACUACUGCUUCUGAGUGCAAGACUGAGGAAAACGUUUCCUUCUGCGAGACAGAGGUAGCACCUACAGAUUCUGCAUCUGAGCUUGGGAGAGUGAGGAGAAUGGAUGCAGGGGUGCUUAACUUUAAGCACUUUUUAAUUGGAAUACUCUUCUUACUUAUUUCCUCAUCAGUUUACUUACUUCAAUCAGAAAAUUGAAAAAUUGCCCAAUUUGAUCAUCUUAUAAGAGUUCCACAUUUCCUGAUUAUGGGAAUUCUGCUAAUCGAGUAGGAGGGUAAUGCAGCCUGUAUGUGUGACAGUUUCAGAUUGGUCAAGUGAUCUUGAUGACGUUUCUUCUAGUCUGGUUGGACAUAUGCUGCGUAUUAUUACAAGCAAGAUCGAUCUUUCUGACUCGAUAAACGUUCGGAACUUAUCUCAGGAGACCGCUGAUUCGGAAAAGUCAGAUGAGGUGGGGAUCUUAUUUGAAGCUUUUACUGUCUUCAAGAUACAUCUGUUGACUACCAACUUCAUAUAGGAGCCACAAUGUUGAAACAAUGAUAUAUUUUACAAAUUAGUCUGGAAUUCGGUUAGGAAGCUGAUACCUUUUUUUGGUGACCGAGAAUUUUCCAGCCGAACAUGUCGAUCGAACAGCUUGGCCAACUCUAAACUUGGGCCGCCAUCCCAGCCCGCUGUGAGGAAGCUGAUACGUGAGUUUGCUAGCGCUGAAAGAAGCUAGGGUCUUUGUAUUUUCUGCAACUCUUGUUGCAACUAAAAGUUAUAUAUAUUUUGACUGAGGAUGAAAUGUUGUUCAGGGUGAAAGGUUGUCAUUUGUUGUAAACUAGAAACCUAUGGAGGAGCAAGCUCCUCGUAGCUGUUAAAAGUCUUUUUGGUGCAAUGACAAUUCAUCUGCACAGCUUCUUUUUUCUCC